Messenger RNA from Eruca vesicaria subsp. sativa (arugula), 2325 nucleotides. The record is from the annotation of a GenBank genome assembly. Lineage: Eukaryota; Viridiplantae; Streptophyta; Magnoliopsida; Brassicales; Brassicaceae.
AUGUCUGCACCUGCUAAAAAAGGUUCUACAGGAGCUACGGAGAAAGAUUUAAUGCUCGACAAAGACGUGGAAAAGGAUACAUGGAACUUUAAGUCAAUGACAGAUGAUGAUCCAAUGGAUCUUGUGUUUGGGUCACCAGUAAAUAAAGAUAAGAAAAAGGAUACCUUCAAGCUGGAUAUGGAUUUCGACCUAGGUGGAGAUUUUGGAAAUUUCAACAUGGACAUGCCAGACUUUGAUUUCUCAAGCCCUGCCAAGAAAACCACAAAAGGGAAACAGAGCUCCGAUGAUAGUGGAAAUCUAAAACAGAAAAAGAAACCGUUUGCCUUCUCCUAUGAUUUUGAUGCGUUAAGCGACUUUGAUCCUGUUUCAAGCCCACUGAAGAAGGGAAACGAGACUACGACCAAGUCCAUGGAUUCCGGAGAAUUUGCUGCUACAAAAAAAUUUGAUAAGUCUGACUCUUUUGACUUUGGUCCAGACUUUCCAACAACUAGACAAGCUGUCUCCCGGGCAAAUACAGAUGUCAAGGCAAAUGCUUCAGCUGAAAAAGAGAACCCAAAUUCCAAGGCUACAGAUAGUAUGAGCAGCACACAUUCGAAGCAAGCUGAUAGUAAUAGCAGCACACACUCGAAGCAAGCUGCACUAGAGAGCAAAGAAAAUUUUGAGGAGGUGGAAUCACCUCAACGUCUAAGGAUGAGAACCUCAGGAGUUCCUACGAUGCGUGUACAACCUCAGCCUUCCAACAUUUCACCAUUGAGGGAAUCAUAUUCAAAGGUUGAAGAAAAUAAUAAACCAUGUCUUUCAAAUGAGACAGCAGCACCCUCGCCUUUACAUUCUUCUGAGACUGCACAUACUGCAGCAAGUAGAGAAACCAGUCCAGGUAUCCAUGAAAUCUGCAGCUCUGGCACGAAAGAAGAUUCUCCUAGAGAUCCAGAAGAGAAUGCCAGCUAUAAAAUGAUUUCCGCUACGAAAUCAAGCUAUGAGAAGACUGAACCAAACACCUCAUCUCAGUCAUGUUUGGACAAGAUCAAACAUCAACAAGCUGAGAUGGAUACAGACACUCCGGCAGAAAUACAGGAUUACACUAGAAGAACAUUAUGUGAUCCAGAUCCCGGUCUUUCUCAACCAACUCUCUCAAGAAAAGUACCACCAGGCACUCGACGAGGCCAAACUGCCCAGGUACAAGAUUCGAGUUCAAAGCUGCCACAGGCUCCAUCCGACAGUGUGCCCAGGCUUAGUGAUCUGAAGACCAUGCAAAACAAAGACUCAGGACAUAUCAGAUCAAUGUUUUUUAAGAAGAUAGAAAAGCCACAAUCACAUGUGCUUGAGUCUCCAAAUCAAACCGAGAUUAGGCCAGUUACCCAUGAAAGGAUCGGGUCGAACUUGAAGUCUACAAUUGAUAAAAGACAUGAUACUGAAGAUGCUUUACCUGGAUCCAAAACUAGAACAGUUCCAUUUGAGCUUGCCAAAACGGAUGCCGAAACAGCACAUGUGAGUGCUAACAGUUCCCAUGAAAAGAUAAUCCAGAAGGGCCACUCAGGUACCGGGACAGCUAUGGAUCACUUAAAGCUGCUAGCCACAAAUACAACCAGAGAGAAGUCCAACUUACAGGGCAAUAUAAACUCAAAACCCGAUGCUUCUAGCUUGUCUCAGAAGCUAAAAAAAAGUUUGAGUUCUGGAGGCGAAUCUUUGCAGAAGUCCAAAAUGGUAUCGCUUGAAAGGCCUAAACUUGGAAAUAUUAUGUCUGAUCUGCGUGCAGCAACUCAAAGGAACGUUGGAGGAAACAAAGACCAAUCCAGUUCUGCAGUGCAACCAGAAGUUCGCUCUUCCAUAAGCACGGAUAGAAACACCGAAGCGCCAGUUAAAAAAAUCUCUGAGAUUCAUCAGCUGGCUCCCAGAGACAAAACACAAACUCUGCACUUGCCACCUUCUUUAAAGCGUAAAGCCCUCAAUGAGGAUGCGGAUAGAUCCUUGAUGCCACAACUUAAACGCUUUUCCAUGUCUCCAAAAGAAAACAGGAACGUUGACGAGCUAACACACACAGUUGGGCAAGUAAAGGUCACAAGCCCAUUGAGUAAACUAGAUAACAAUACAACCAAGCAGCUUGUUAAGGAAAGCCCCCAGACUAAACCUCAUCCCCAGAUCAUGAACAUGGCAAAUAUGGAAAUCCCGAUCACGGAGUAUGAUGAAAACAUCGAGAAGGCUGAAUCAUAUACAAAAGAACUCGACAAUAUCUGCAACAUUCUGAAGAAGAAACAUGAGGAAGCGAAGGAGUUGCUUGUCCGUGCUGUAAAUUUCGCUGCUAAGUUGAGUUUAGGGGAGGCGUGA